This is a messenger RNA of Durio zibethinus, 2474 nucleotides long. RefSeq names its product F-box family protein. Gene Ontology annotation, molecular function: protein binding. NCBI's taxonomy places the organism in Eukaryota, Viridiplantae, Streptophyta, Magnoliopsida, Malvales, Malvaceae. The record is from RefSeq and is a predicted model, not a curated record.
UUAACCUUAACCGCCAAUUCAUUGCCUUCCUCUAGUCACCGCUACCCAUAUUUUCCUUUACCAAGAAAACAAAACAAAAAGAGAUAGAGAAUUUGAUGAAGAAUAACAAAAUGAUGAGCUAAGGUGAGUUCAUCUUCUUCCUCUUCAUCAAAUUUCUCAAUCUUUGUCUUUGUUUUUUUGUGUCUUUCUUGCAAUCCCAAACUAACCCCGAUUUGUUGUUUUUUUUUCCCUCACCUUAUUAUAUUCAAAAGAAAAAGAAAAAGAUUUUUCAUGUUAUGUUUUUGUUUUGUUUCUUAAACAAAGAAAAAUUUUUUCAGAGAUUAUUUUGGAUAUGGGCCUUUGCAUUUAGACUUAUUAUCUUUAAUUAUACGGGCGUCAGAAACCCAUAUCAGAUCUCAGUAACCCCAGCAUAAUCUUCCUUCAUUCACCUGUUUGGCUGUUUUUGGGUGCAUCCACUAAAUCUCGUUCUCAUUACAUGACAGCUGUUUAGGUUGUCUGUACGGCUGAGCAUUUUCUUAAAAAUUAGAAGAAAAAAAAGAGAAAAAAAGGAGCUCCCUUGUACUUGUUAACCUUUCCUUUUGGGGUUUCGAAUUGGUUGUGAGGUAAUUUAUCUGUUUACCAAAUUUUGUUUUUGAAAAAAGAGAAAUUUUUCCUCUUGUAUUAUUAUUAAUCUUUAUUCUGAUCAGACCUUGACAGGGGAGGCCCACCUUUGGGGUUUGGUGGGCUUUGAUAUUUACCAAUAAAACCCCCCCUUUUUUGUUUUCUUCAAAGUGUGAUAUUUUGAAGAUCCCACUUUGUCUUCGAAGGGAAGAAGAGGGACAUUUGGGUUCUUCCAUUGAUUUUUUUUUUGUUUGCCUUACAUAAUUGAUUUUGAGUUUUUGACCGAUAAAAGAAUUCCCUUUUUCUUUCUUUUUUUUUUUUGGAAUGCUACUUUAUCUCUUCAUCACUUGUUUCCCCCUCAUCUUUUUUUUAAAGUCCCUAACUUUGAAACCACUCGCAGUCCGGGCAACUGAGACUAGAUUAUUGUCUCCCUGGUUUUGGAAAAAAAUUUCCUUUUUUCCCAUUUACAGGUUGAUCAAAAAUAGUCUUAGUCUUAGUUAUUUUACCACAAUCCUUUCCAAAAUGUCUUUAACUUCAAAAGUUGAUAACUUAGAGGAGGUCGAAGAAGGCGUGAUGUCAGUUUUGGACUUACCAGAAUUGGUCUUGGAAUGCAUUCUUGAAAGGCUACCACCUGAUGGUCUUUGUAGUAUGGCAGGUGUUUGCCGCACUUUAAGAAAUAGGUGUAUUAGUGAUCAUUUAUGGGAAAAACAUAUGAAAAAGAAGUGGGGUAGAAUUAUUGGUCCUGCUGCUUAUAGAGAGUGGCAAUGGUCUAAAGCUUUAAGAAGGGAUUCAAGUCAUAUAAAACAGGGGAAGCUAAAAGGUUUAAUGAGGAUUUUAUCAAUUGUUAGGCCAUCUUGGUGGAUUAAAUCAAAGGUUGAUGAUAGUAGUAAGCAGAGUUCUUUGCCAGAUGAUUCGAUCAUGUCUUGGUUUCUUGCUCUAGAAACUGGCAGAUUCUGGUUCCCUGCUCAGGUCUAUAACCGUGAGAGUGGCCAUGUUGGGUUUAUGCUCUCAUGCUAUGAUGCAGAACUCAGUUAUGAUUCUCGCACUGACAGCUUCCAAGCAAGGUACCCUCCACAUGGAAGGAGGGCAGUGGCCAUAGAGAAUAGCGUGCCAUGGGAAAGGCUAAGAGCACCACCUGUGGAUACUUCGCCACAUGAUCUUCAUAUUUCUGAUUGUUUGAAUGAGCUACGCCCAGGAGAUAACAUUGAGAUUCAAUGGAGAAGAAACAAAGAAUUCCCUUAUGGUUGGUGGUAUGGUGUCGUUGGUCACCUGGAAUCAUGUGAUGGGAAUGAAAAUUACUGCCAUUGUCAUAGUAGUGACACGGUGGUGUUAGAGUUCAAUCAUUACACCCCUGGCUCAAGGUGGAGUCGUACAACAAUCAAUAGGAAAGACCAUCGAGAGGAGGGAGGUGAGGCAGAUGGAUUUUAUGGGGGAAUCAGAAAACUUAGCGGCGAGGAGGAGAUUUCUACAUGGAAGCGGCUCUGGCCAUCCAAAAUCCUGGAAUAGCCGUGUGCAUAAAUACGCAUGCUAAUGUCACCAUGAUUUGAAUGCAAAUGGUCUAUUUUCCUUCCAACAAGGCAAAUUUAUCAAGUUUUUGCUCUAAAUGGUGCUUCUGGAAAUCGAAAAUCUACAUCAAAAUUGCAUAAAUAUUCUUCUAUUUAUCAACUCGGGUUACUCGCCAUAUCCCACUAUCAUGUAAAGUUUUUGUUGAAAAUCAUCUGGGAGCCCAUUGAUUAUUGAAAGAAUAGAGAAUGGCAACUUUAUGGAACAGGUGAUGUUGGAUUAUACUAAGAGUAGUCUUCUUUUAUUCCCAUUCAUCUUUGGAUUUUUUAACUUAAAAUCUUGAAAUGGAGUCUUAAGCUCCAACAUUUGGA